This is a messenger RNA of Salvelinus fontinalis (brook trout), 5889 nucleotides long. It is a transcript of the gene zzz3, whose product is annotated as zinc finger, ZZ-type containing 3. The transcript has 12 exons. Bases 346 to 3468 code for a protein of 1040 amino acids. Lineage: Eukaryota; Metazoa; Chordata; Actinopteri; Salmoniformes; Salmonidae. The record is from RefSeq and is a predicted model, not a curated record. Gene Ontology annotation, molecular function: zinc ion binding.
AAAUGUACAUUUCAUUCAAUUGUGGACCAAAACUUGGUUGUCUAUCACGUUGAGCAACUAAUAGGAGCAUCUCAUCAAAUAAGAUUCUGUACUACUCAUUUCAUUUUAAGGGACCCUUUAUUUCUAGGUUAUGAAUAAUUAAGAAAUUAUAAACGUUUUUUUUUAAUGAUUAUCAAAUGUGCAUGUGGCAACAACAUUAUACUACGAUAGAUCCAAUGUUUGGUUCAGAUGUGAGACAUGACAUUGGGGCACCGGGCCACACAUUUUUUGGCACUAGUCGUUGUUUGGCCCAUAGACCUACCUACUGGUCUCCCUGCAACAGCAAAAAUUUAGUGUUGAAUUUUGAUGAGCGCCGCCAGUCGUGGAACUCUCUGCAGCACACACACACACACGUUGUGCAGCAAACGAUUUGCGGAAGUGAGGUACCCCAUUCUGCAGCAGGUGACUGAACAGCACAAUGAGACGUCAGUAGUCCCCCUCCGUAGCAUGGCCACGUCACGUUCCUCACGCGUCACAAGGUCAUCAGUCGGACUCAAUGGAUUGGACGAGAACUUCUGUGGCCGAACCCUCAGGAACCGCAGUAUCGCCCAGCCGGAGGAGGGUCAGGGGUCACCGCUCCCCGGCAGCAGGGCCCCCCGCUCCCCCAAGAAGAGGCAGGACCCCCAGGCUGGGAGCUCAGAGAAGCCUGGGGGUCACCAGGGAAAGGUAGCCCACCACAAGGCCUCCUCAGUGGACAGGGAGACAUGGCCGAGCCCCAGGAAGAGGGGACUGUCCUGCUCAGAGAGAGAGAGUGAUGGGUGUGGGGGUUUGGACAAUGCGGAGAACUGUGAGGGGAUGGGGAAGGAGACGUCGGGGGCUGGUGGAAGAGACGCUUCUCUGCUCCUCAAAAGGGCCAAACGGUGUUCCCGUUACGGGGAGUCGCAGGGAUCCGAGGACGACCCUUCUUCUGCACCCGCCAAACCUGACAUCCCCCCAUCCUCCUGUACCCCCCCAUCCUCCUGCACCCCCCCAGCGACUGUCCAGGAGAACAGUGAAGAGGGUGACCCGCUCAACCUAAUCUGCACCGCACCCUCUUCCUCUUCUCCACAGAACCUCAACAAAGAGGAAGGUGAUGAGGAGGAGGAGGAGGAGGAGAGUGGCGGCCAUAUUGAGAGCGACGGCCAUGCUCAGCAGCCCCCGAACUCCACUUCCCAUAAUCCCCCUGUUCCGCCCCAGAACUCUAACUCCCAUAAAUCCUCUACAGGGCUGGGACAGACCAGCAGUAGCCUUGAUGCUCAGACAAUCUCCCUGGGUUCCAGCGCUGCCGUCAACACCAGCUGCCCAGGUCCCAGUCCAGCACUGCUGAACGGCAGCCAGGUGGGCGCGCCAUGCCCCUCACCCCCAGACCCCAUAGUGCCUUGUAGAAACUGUGAUCCUGUGCAGGAGGAGGAGGUUAGGGACUCUGGGGAGUAUUCUGCUCCUCCUCUGGCCUCCUUUGAAGAGGACUCCUCCACCCCACAUCUGUCAGUCAGGGAGGAGGAAGUGGAGUUGGAUGUAGUGGGGGACUCGGUGUGUCGGGAGGAGGAAGUGACAGCGACCGAGGAGGAGGAGGAUGAGGAGGAGGAGGAAGAGAGUACCAGCGGGAGAAGUAAUGGUUGGCCACUGGUGCAGGAUGCUGUUGCCACCAGUAUCAUCAACGUAAACAACAACAACAUCCCAAACAACAACAUCAACAACAACUCAGGAGAAUCCACCAUGCCUUUGCUAGCCCCCCUGACCCUUUCAGAGCCCCCCUGCACCCCUUCUGUCUCCGACACUUCGCCCCCGUCCUUCACCCAGCCCCAUGAACACCAAUACACCCUGAGGACUUCGCCCCGGAGAGCUGGGGCCCCCUCGCCCCCCAAACCCUGCUCCCCUCCCAGAGACCAUCUCCGGGACAACGGCCCUCUGAGAGACGGGGUCGAGGGAGCCUGUCGGAGGCUGGAUCUGGACGCUACUCUGGCUACUUCUACCCUUUCCUCAGGUCCCUCCAGCACCCAGGCCAGGGGAGGGUCUCUUCCGUCGGUUCCCAUGGAGCAGGGAGCCGGUGGGGACGACAGGGACAAGGUAGUAGGGGACGGUCGGGACUAUGGGGAGCUCCGAGAAGGCGCCCGGGCAGCCAGUAAGGAGGUUCCGGUAGGAGGAAGCCAGCAGCAGGAGGAGGAGAAGCAGGUGGAGGACGAAGAGGAACCAGAUGUGUAUUACUUUGAGUCAGACCACCUGGUGCUCAAACACAACAAAGAUUACCAGAGGUUACUCCAGACUGUAGGUGUGUUGGAGGCCCAGAGAACUCAGAGUAUACUGGACUUGGAGCGUCUGGUCAUACAGCAGAGGGAGGCUCUCCGAGACCCCGUCAGCUUUGUGGAGCAGCUGCAGAAACAGGUGGAACUGGGCAUGCCACGGCCCCAGAGAGUGGUUCAGCUGCCAGACAUCUCAUGGGACCAGUACACGUCGGGGCUGGGAGACUUCCAGAGGGAGUUCUGUGACAAGAAACGCAAAACGAGGAGGCUCAAACUCAUAUUCGAUAAGGUCAGGUUACCAGACCGACCAAUCAGCCCCUUGGAUCCCAAGGACAAGGAGGGUGAAUCGUCGACCCUGUACUCUGCUCUGCCCUCUAGUGACGCUCUGGAGAACAGCAGCAACUCACAGAUGAUCCGAGGGCGGCUGUGUCACCAGAGUAAACCUGACACCUUUAACCAGCUGUGGACCGUGGAAGAACAGAAAAAGCUGGAGCUUCUUCUACUGCAGUUUCCUCCUGAGGAGGUGGAGUCUAAACGCUGGCAGAAGAUAGCUGACGCCCUGGGCAACAGGACCGCUAAACAGGUGGCCAGCCGCGUACAGAAGUACUUCAUCAAACUGACUAAAGCAGGGAUCCCUGUUCCUGGGAGGACUCCCAACAUGUGCAUGUACAGCAAGAAGGUGUCCAAUAAGAGGCAGCACCACCUGAACAAGCACCUGUACCGACCGUCUACCUUCCUGACGUCAUAUGAGCCUCCUGUCUACAUGGAUGAAGAGGAUGAGAGAGCGGCCUACUAUAGCGCCCUGCAGGACCCCGAUGGAGACGACACGGAUGAGGAGGGUGUACCUGUGGAGUUGAGACACCUGCCGGAGUACAAGGAGCUUCUGGAGCUGAAGAGAAUGAAGAAACACAAACUGCAGGAGAUCCAGGCUGAGAGUAGCAUGGCCCUGCACCAUGGAUACAAGUGUGACGUGUGUGGUGUAGAGCCUAUCCAGGGGUUGCGUUGGCAUUGUCAGGACUGUCCCUCAGACAACGCCGUGGACUUCUGUUCCAACUGCUCCGACUGCCUGUACAAGACUGAGAGCCACAUGCCAGACCACCAUCUGGAGCCUGUCCAUCAUCAUGAGACCUUCCUAGACAGGGACUACUGUCUGGCUCAGACCCCUGGAUAUAACUACCUGGACCCCAACUACUACCCUGCUAACAGAUGAUGGGGGGCCACAGACUGGCCCCUAAACUCCAGCCUAUGCCUCAGCCCAGGGGCCACAGUUUUAGUUACACCGAAGGGUCCCUAGCAUCCAGGUCCCAGGGACCACAGUUUCAGCCCAGGGGCCACAGUCACCCAGCCUCAGCCCACACAGCUAGCCUCAGUCAGCUAGCCUACGACAGCUAGCCUCCAGAUCCCAGGGACCACAGUCACCCAGCCUCAGCCCACACAGCUAGCCUACUACGACAGCUAGCCUACUACGACUGCUAGCCUCCAGAUCCCAGGGGCCACAGUCACCCAGCCUCAGCCCACACGGCUAGCCUCAGUCAGCUAGUCUACGACAGCUAGCCUCCAGAUCCCAGGGGUCACAGUUUCAGCUACACCCCAGCGGCCCUUAGCCCCAGACUCAACAUACAGCAGCAACAAACUGGUAGUGUGUGGCUCAUGGCGCUGUCUCUCAGACCCGAAUCUUGACGGUUCUCACACCAGCUACUCUGCUCACCCCGCCCUGCUAGCCCAGCAGACUGGCAGGAAUCCCAUUCUGACGGUGGUUGUGGUGGUGGGGGGAGGUGAAACUGGCUGCACCGCAGACUCCAUUUUGGCUCAAAGAAGAUGUCUGGGACACGCUCACUUCUCUGACCGGUUACCACGACGACCAACAAACUGAAUAAGUCUCUGAAAAUAUACAAAAAAUAACACUAUAAAAAAAAAAAAUAUGAAAAAUGCACACCGACAUUCCUGACCGCCAAGAAAGACUCAAGGAGGGCCAUCCUCUUCCCCCUCUUCCUCAUACCUCUGUGUGCUGCUUGUUAACCUGGGGUGUAGAAGUGCUGGGGUGUGUUGAUGGUAGUGUGGUGGUCUGGUUGAUGAGUGAAUAUGUUCCUAGAUAGAUAGAUAUCUGUCAUUGAGUAUUUCUGGUGAAUCAAGCCUCUUCUGUUGUGAACUGGGGGCGGGGUUGAGAAAGGAGCUUGAUGCUUUCAUUCCUACUAGGUUUUAAACCAAUCAGAAGACAGGCGUUUUCUGAUGUAACCCACACGGCGGGUGUUGUCAUGGUAAUGGACCCUGACACACCUCCACCUUCACGUUUCCAUGGAGAUCAUGUCAGCCAGCAGCUAGUCACCUCUCUCUCUCUCCUUCUCUCCUCUUCCCCCUCACCUCUCUUCUCUUCCCCCUCUCUCUCUCCUCUCUUCUCUUCCCCCUCACCUCUCUCUCCUCUCUCUUUCCCCCCCACCUCUCUCUUUCCCCCUCACCUCUCUCUUCCCCCUCACCUCUCUCUCUCCUCUCUUCUCUUCCCCCUCACCUCUCUCCUCUCUUCUCUUCCCCCUCACCUCUCUCUCUCCUCUCUCUUUCCCCCUCUCUCUCUCCUCUCUUCUCUUCCCCCUCACCUCUCUCUCUCCUCUCUCUUUCCCCCUCUCUCUCUCCUCUCUCUCUCUCCUCUCUUCUCUUCCCCCCCCUCUCUCUCUCUCCUCUAAAAUCUGUUCAGUCACCAACAGAGAAGCACUAGAGAGCUAAUGAAGACUUGUGAUGAAAAAUGAAAAUGUAUUGUUUUUCUUUUCAAUGUGUUUGAUGCUGUUGUUUGAUCAGGUGGUUGAUCACGUGCAGUCAGUAUAAUAAUAAUAGCCCAGUGGUAACUACGACGACAACGUAAAGCUAGUUGCCAUCUGUGGGACAUUUUUUUUGUUUGAUGAAUCAAUCACGCCUCUGAACCUUGAUCUUCAACCCCUGACCUCUAUUCAACUGCCCCAUCAGCAAUCCUCUAGAUAAGGGGUAGACCACCCCUGUUUCAGGGGUACUGCGGGUACUGCAGGUAUUCUGUUCCAACGAGGGCACCACACCUAACCAACUGAGCUAAUUGAUCAGUUGAGUGAUUUGCCUAAAUUCAACACACCUGCUGUUCCCAGGUCGGUUAAAUCAAAAACAUGAAGUGGCUCCAGGACUGGGGUCGCCUACCCUUGUAUUAGAUCCUCUGAGUCCGGGUUAUCCAAACACGGUCCUGGGGGCCCGUUUUGGUUGUUGUCCACUACACAGCUGAUUGAAGUAACCAACUCAUCGUCAAGCUUCGAUUAUUUUUAAUCAGCUGUGUCGUGGUAGGACAACAGCCAAAACAUACACCCAGGGUGUGGGGCCCCAGGGCCGAGUUUGUGAAACCCUGCUGUAAAGUUAGCCUGUCUUGCCUAAACGUCCCAAUUUAAAAGAUUGUAUUUUUUUUUUAAACAAGACACGACUGGAGGAGGUGGUGAUUCGGGUGAUGAUUUUGUGACGGUGGAAAUCUCUCACCCACGUUAUUUUAUACACACAUUUUGUUGUCCUUAAUUGAGUAGACGCCCACUACCCACCAUGCCCUGCUUCAAUAACUGUGUAUAACAGUAUGUUCUUAACUGCUAGAGGAUAUCUGUGGAAAUAAAAGUAUGUGAAUAGUAAUCUA